CGAGGGUCCGGCGGAGGUGGAGGCGGCGGUGGCGGCUGCUACUGCGGCCUUGUCGGGUCGGUCCGGGGUCGCUCAGCUGCGGGCGCGGUCAUGCUGCAGCUGCGGGACUCGGUGGACUCGGCGGGCACGAGCCCCACAGCGCUGCUGGCGGCCGGCGAGGAGGUCGGGCCGGGUAGUGGCGGCGGCGGCGGUGGCGGGGGGCGUCCGGGGGUGGGCACCCCGCUGCGGCAGACGCUGUGGCCGCUCAGCGUCCACGACCCCACGCGCCGCGCCCGCGUCAAGGAGUAUUUCGUGUUCCGGCCCGGCACCAUCGAGCAGGCGGUGGAGGAGAUCCGCGUAGUGGUCCGGCCGGUGGAGGACGGAGACAUCCAGGGGGUGUGGCUGCUGACCGAGGUUGAUCACUGGAACAACGAAAAGGAGCGACUGGUACUCAUCACCGACCAGGCGCUCCUUAUCUGCAAAUACGACUUCAUCAGCCUGCAGUGCCAGCAGGUGGUCAGGGUGGCCUUAAACGCGGUGGACACCAUCUCCUACGGAGAAUUCCAGUUUCCCCCGAAAUCUCUCAACAAACGAGAAGGCUUUGGGAUUCGCAUCCAGUGGGACAAGCAGAGCCGCCCAUCCUUCAUCAGCAGAUGGAACCCGUGGUCCACUAGCGUGCCGUACACCACAUUCAUAGAACACCCGAUGGCCGGUGUGGAUGAGAAGACAGCCUCUCUGUGCCAAUUGGAUGGUUUCAAGGCUCUGUUAAUCCAAGCUGUCAAGAAAGCCCAGAAGGAGAGUCCUUUGCCAGGCCAGGAGGGCGGCGUGCUGGUCCUGGAGUGUCCACUCCUCAUUGAGACCUACGUGGGGCUCAUGUCCUUCAUCAACAAUGAGGCCAAGCUGGGCUACUCCAUGACUAGAGGCAAGAUCGGCUUCUAGAUGCUGCACAUGGGGCUCUUGCCAGGAGAGGCGACCAGCAGGACUCUGGGAGUGACAGACCUUGGUCCAGCUCCACUUCUGCUGGCAGGGUCCAUGCCCCCUACCUUCAGGGACCUGGGCACCACAAGUGCAGUCAGGUGGACCGAAUACUGUAGCUGGAUACUGAACAGAUGAUCACGUGAGCUCCAGACACAGCAGAGGGAACCUGUCAGCAUCCUGGCCAGGAUCUCAGUCUCCGAGUCCCCUGUGUCUCCAUUCGCCUCCCUGUGGUCCCUCCCUACACGCCCUGGAGCAUGUUAACAAUAAACGUCGCGUGAUUAGCCGCGUAGUUCGCUCCAUCCGGGGAUGUGCCUGGGACCCAGCGCCCGUGGUUUCAAGUCUGGGUACAGUUGGUGUCCAAUUUUGCAUUUUGAGAUUUAAUCCAUCUUCUUAAAGUUAAUAUGGAAGAAGCCAGCAGACCACCAGCUCAGCGAAAGUUGGCCUGCCUUGUCAGCUCCUAAAUGGACUGUUGCUUUUGUGGAAAUGCGUGUUUGACCUAAAGUCACACUUCUCCUAAAAUUUAUCUAUAGUGUGUGAAUAAUACUGAUGUCUUCUCAGGCCUACUCAAAAAGCUUCCCAGAAAAUCAUUUUAAGACAAGUCAUUCGUUUGAGAAAGCCACAUUGGUAAGUUCUUUGUACAUGAUGUUGACAUCUCUGUUAGGUUUGUCCUGUCAUGGCAUAUUUUAAAAAGGAAUUGCUUAAUUUGCCUUUAAGGAAGCGCUUUCAGAAAGGAACCACAUUAGAGUCUCCUGAAGCAGCCCGCCCCACCUCAGUUCCUACUGCUCUGUGCAGACCCCAGCCCAUGGGCAGUCAUCGCUCACCGCCCCUGCCCAUCCACAGCGGUCUGCCUGCUGGCUCCCAGGUUCCUUCCUCCUCACUGCCCAGGCUGGCAGAGCUGUAGUCAGCAUGGAUGUGAUGAUCCUGAUGCAGGGGCCUGUCCACAUUGAAAGGUUUCCUUACAACUCUGCCUGGGUCUUUAGCUUUUGCUUUUGGUCUUCUAGUAAAGACGCUUAGGAUUCA
Molecule: messenger RNA, 1977 nt
Organism: Cervus elaphus (red deer)
Lineage: Eukaryota; Metazoa; Chordata; Mammalia; Artiodactyla; Cervidae
Gene: TPRG1L
Product: tumor protein p63 regulated 1 like
Exons: 5
Coding region: 91-918 (275 amino acids)
Cellular component (GO): cytoplasm; synaptic vesicle
Source: RefSeq, a predicted model, not a curated record